Messenger RNA from Orycteropus afer afer, 3612 nucleotides. RefSeq names its product sterol regulatory element binding transcription factor 1 (gene SREBF1). Gene Ontology annotation, cellular component: nucleus. Gene Ontology annotation, biological process: regulation of transcription by RNA polymerase II. Gene Ontology annotation, molecular function: protein dimerization activity; DNA-binding transcription factor activity, RNA polymerase II-specific; RNA polymerase II cis-regulatory region sequence-specific DNA binding. Lineage: Eukaryota; Metazoa; Chordata; Mammalia; Tubulidentata; Orycteropodidae. The transcript is spliced from 20 exons. The coding region runs from base 1 to 3612 and encodes 1203 amino acids. The record is from RefSeq and is a predicted model, not a curated record.
AUGGACGGGCCGCCCUUCAGCGAGGCGGCCUUGGAGCAAGCGCUGGCUGGGCCGUGCGAGCUGGACGCGGCGCUGCUAACCGAUAUCGAAGGUGGAGUCUGCACUGUGCGAGCUCCGGGUCGGGGACGGGCGGGCAGGGCCAACCGCCUGGAUGCCCCGAGGGGGCGCGGGCUGGGCCGCGGAGCCAUGGACUGCACGUUUGAAGACAUGCUUCAGCUCAUCAACAACCAGGAAAGCGACUUCCCGGGCCUUUUCGACACCCCGUAUGCUGGGGGCGGGACAGGGAGCACAGAGCCAGCCAGCCUCGAUGUCAGCUCCCCAGGCAGCUUGUCACCACCUCCUGCCAUGCUGGGCUCCCACCUCGAAGGCCUCCUGGGGAGCUCCAAGGCAGCAGCACCCCUGCCCCUGUCCCCUCCUCAAACUACUCCCACCCCAUUGAAGAUGUACCCAUCUGUGUCUGCCUUCUCCCCUGGGCCUGGUAUUAAGGAGGAGCCAGUGCCACUGAGCAUCCUGCAGCCCCCCGCCCCGCAACCGCAACCGCAACCGCAACCGCAACCGCUGCCAGGGGUCCUAUUGGCUCAGAGCUUCCCUGGCCAGGCUCCACCCCCACCUCCACCCCCGCCCCCGCCCCCCCUGCUGUGUGGCUCAGCCCCUGUGCUGGGCUACUCUAACCCUGCUGCAGGCUUCUCUACAGGUAUCCCUCCAGCGAGUGCCCAGCAGCUGCUGACUGGACAGUCACAGGCUUCCCUACCAGUGGCCUCACCUGGCUCCUUGCAUACCCAGGUCCCAAGUGCAGCCUCCCAGCAGCUGCUGGCAGCCCCAGCUGCUGUCCCAGCCACCCCUGGAACAAACACUGUGGCUUCACAGAUCCAGCAGGUCCCGGUCCUGCUUCAGCCUCACUUCAUCAAGGCUGACUCACUGCUCCUGACAGCCAUGAAGUCGGAUGUGGGAGCCACCAUGAAGACAACAGGGAUUGCCUCGCUGGCCCCUGGUGCUGCUGUGCAGACUGGUUCCUUGCAGACUCUGGUGAGUGGCGGGACCAUCUUGGCCACAGUACCGCUGGUGGUGGACACGGACAAGCUGCCCAUCAACAGGCUAGCAGCCAAUGGCAAGGCCCCAGGUGUGGCCCAGAGCCGUGGUGAGAAGCGCACGGCCCACAACGCCAUCGAGAAGCGCUAUCGCUCCUCCAUCAAUGACAAGAUCAUAGAGCUCAAGGACCUGGUGGUGGGCACCGAGGCAAAGCUGAAUAAAUCAGCUGUCUUGCGCAAGGCCAUCGACUAUAUCCGCUUUCUACAACAUAGCAACCAGAAACUCAAACAGGAGAACCUGAGUCUUCGGACUGCUGCCCACAAGAACAAAUCUCUGAAGGAUCUGGUAUCCACCUGUGGCAGUGGGGGAAGCACAGAUGUUCCCAUGGAAGGCGUGAAACCAGAGGUGGUGGAUGCACUGACCCCACCCCCCUCAGAUGCUGGCUCACCCUCCCAGAGCAGCCCCCUGUCCCUUGGUAGCAGGGGCAGUGGUGGUGGCGGCAGUGACUCAGAGCCCGACACCCUCAUCUUGGAGGACAGCCAGGGGAAGCCUGAGCCGCCGCCCUCCUGUAGUCGAGGCCUACUGGAUCGCUCCCGCCUGGCUCUGUGUGCCCUCAUCUUUCUCUGUCUGUCGUGCAACCCCUUGGCCUCCCUGCUGGGUGGGCAGGGCCUUCUUGGCCCUCCAGAUGCCACCAGUGUCUACCAUGGUCAUGGGCGCAACAUGCUGGGCACCGAGGGCAGAGAUGGCCUUGGCUGGGCCCAUUGGCUGCUGCCCCCACUUUUGUGGCUGAUUAAUGGACUGUUGGUACUGGGCUCCUUAGCACUUCUCUUUGUCUACGGAGAGCCGGUCACACGGCCGCACUCGGGCCCUGCUGUGCACUUCUGGAGGCAUCGCAAGCAAGCCGACCUGGACUUGGCCCGGGGGGACUUUGCUCAGGCUGCCCAGCAGCUGUGGCUAGCCCUUCAGGCUCUGGGCCGGCCUCUACCCACCUCCCACCUGGACCUGGCAUGUAGCCUGCUCUGGAACCUCAUCCGCCACCUGCUACAACAUCUCUGGGUGGGCCGCUGGCUGGCCAGCCGGGCAGGAGGCCUGCAGAAGGAUGGUUCCUUGCAGGCACAUGCACAUGCCAGUGCCCGAGAUGCUGCCCUGGCCUACCAUCAACUGCACCAGCUGCACACCAUGGGGAAGUACACCAGUGGUGGGCAUCUCGCUGCCAUCAACCUGGCACUGGCUGCCCUGAAUCUGGCUGAAUGUGCGGGGGACAUGGUGUCUGUGGUGACGCUGGCCGAGAUCUAUGUGGCAGCUGCCUUGAGGGUCAAGACCAGUCUCCCUCGGACCUUGCAUUUCCUGACUCGCUUCUUCCUGAGCAGUGCCCGGCAGGCCUGCCUGGCAAAGAGUGGCUCUAUGCCUCUUUCCAUGCAGUGGCUCUGCCACCCUGUGGGGCACCGUUUCUUCGUGGAUGGGGAUUGGGCUGUGCACAGUGCCCCACGGGAGAGCCUGUAUAGCUUGGCCGGGAACCCAGCGGACCCCCUGGCCCAGGUGACUCAGCUAUUCCGAGAACAUCUCCUGGAACGAGCUCUGAACUGUGUGGCCCAGCCCAAUCCCAGCCCUGGAUCAGCUGAUGGGGACCGGGAAUUCUCAGAUGCCCUUGGGUACCUGCAGCUGCUCAACAGCUGUUCUGACGCCACCGGGGCUCCUGCUUGCAGCUUCUCUAUCAGCCCCAGUGAGGCUGCCAGCCCUGGCACUGACCCCGUGGCUAAGUGGUGGGCAUCACUGGCAGCUGUGGCAAUCCACUGGCUGCGGCGGGAUGAGGAGGCAGCUGAGCGGCUGUGCCCACUGGUGGAGCGCCUGCCCCGUGCCCUGCAGGAGUCUGAGAAAACCCUACCCAAGGCGGCCCUGCAUGCCUUCAAGGCUGCCCGGGCCCUACUGGGCCGCAGUAAGGCAGAAUCUGGGCCAGCCAGCCUGGCCUUCUGUGAGAAGGCCAGUGGGCACUUGCGGGACAGCCUGGCCACCAUGCCAGCUAGCAGCUCCAUUGACAAGGCUGUGCAGCUACUCCUGUGUGACCUGCUUCUCGUGGCACGCACAUGCCUGUGGCAGCAGCAGCAGCCACUGGCACCAGCUCAGCCCUCUGCAGGGGUAGGUGGUCAGCCCCAGGCUUCAGCCCUGGCACUGCGUGGCUUCCAGCAGGACCUGAGCAGCCUGCGGCGAUUGGCACAGAGCUUCCGGCCUGCCAUGCGGCGUGUGUUCCUACAUGAAGCAACAGCCCGGGUGAUGGCAGGGGCCAGCCCCACACGGACCCACCAGCUCCUGGACCGCAGUCUGAGGCGGCGGGCUGGCCUGGGUGGCAAGGGAGGUGCAGUGGAGGAGCUGGAGCCUCGGCCCACAAGGCGGGAGCACGCUGAGGCCCUGUUGUUGGCCUCCUGCUACCUGCCACCAGGCUUUCUGUCUGCGCCUGGGCAGCGCAUGGGCAUGCUGGCUGAGGCGGCACGCACUCUUGAGAAGAUCGGAGACCGCCGGCUGUUGCACGACUGCCAACAGAUGCUCUUGCGCCUGGGCGGCGGGACCACCGUCACUUCCAGCUAG